Molecule: messenger RNA, 981 nt
Organism: Anoplophora glabripennis (Asian longhorned beetle)
Lineage: Eukaryota; Metazoa; Arthropoda; Insecta; Coleoptera; Cerambycidae
Exons: 6
Coding region: 56-835 (259 amino acids)
Source: RefSeq, a predicted model, not a curated record
UGAUAAACUUAUUGACGAAUCGCAAUACUUGGAUACUGCAAAAGUGUUACGAUGGAUGGAGAGUGUGGUUGCCGUGGCCUUAAACGAAUUUGAAAAAAAGGAUAACGAAGCUGUAUUCAAAACUCCUUGCGGGACACUUCUUGCAAAAAUCUGCAAAGGAGGGCCUGCCUUCACAUUAAAAGUGCACGGAAAUAUAAACGGAAGAAAUAUAUCUAUGGACGUAGAUCUCGUUCCGUGUUUUAUUUUUGGAAAAGAGAAGUGGCCCGUAAAUGGGUUCAGGUCUAACCCCGUACCGAAAAAGCCCGAAUACUUCAUCGUCCCAAAACCGCUGAAGGGAGUUUCAAAGGGUAGCAGAUAUUGGCGUCUAUCAUUCCAAGAACAAGAAAGGGUUAUAAUCGAUUCUAAGUCAAAUCUGAAACCUGCCGUAAAAUUCCUAAAAAAACUGAGAGAUAACAUGGAUCACAAGUGUAUUGCAAGCUACUAUAUUAAAACAGUGAUAUUGUGGCAAACAGAAAAGAGAGAUGAGACUUUUUGGAAUGGAGCUCUGAGUUACGUUUUCAUGAACAUGCUAAAAGAAUAUUAUAACUGUCUACAAGCUGGAAAAAUAAACUAUUUUUGGAAUAAAAAUAAUAAUUUAUUAAAAAAUAUAAAACCAGAGACAAUAUCGAAUGUAAGUAACAGGAUCAAAGCCAUUAUUGACGACAUCGAGAAACAUCCAGAGAAUCCGUUGCUUGUGGCUAAAUAUUUAUGUACAAAUUCUGAAUUUAUCCAGUUUCAGAAACAAUUAUCCACAAAUAAUGAAUUAAGUCUUCUAAUGUCCAAGGCCAAAAUAUAAAAAUUCCCAAAAAGUUUGUGACAUAAAUAUGAUUUUAAAUAUUUUGCUAUAUUACGUAUUUUAAUUAUAUUAAACUAAUAAUUGUAAGACGAUGAUUUAUACGAUGUGUAUAUUUUUACAACAGAAUAUAUUAUUUAUACGAAAAA